Bombus impatiens (common eastern bumble bee) is the source of this 633-nucleotide messenger RNA. RefSeq lists its product as uncharacterized. NCBI's taxonomy places the organism in Eukaryota, Metazoa, Arthropoda, Insecta, Hymenoptera, Apidae. Bases 277 to 582 code for a protein of 101 amino acids. The record is from RefSeq and is a predicted model, not a curated record. The transcript is spliced from 2 exons.
GGUUUUGAAGUCAAGAUCAUUUACCUUAUUGAUGUCCAAAGUUACCGUAAAUUACAUAACGUUAGUCAGUACAGUGACCAAAGUAAGUAAUGCUAAACAACUAGCACGAACAUAAAUAAAAACUCUCAGUUUUGUCAGUUACAGUCCAUAACAGCACCGGCAUAUUGUACAUUAUUUAAAAAUUAUUUCAUCCUAUCUUGGCAAUACCAAAUUCAAAAUGUUUAGGGGCGGAACUUACUGUAAGCCGACAAUAUCUCAGCAGGCCACUAUGUGAUAAUGGAGGAAGCCAUCACCCCAAUAUGGCGCCAACUGCCUGAUGUUGUAAACGGCACUCUCAUCCGGCGCAAGCUCGGCGAUCUCAGAAUCGAGCUCCGAAUAGCAGGUCUUUUUCACAACAUAGCGCCGAAUACCAGUCCCGAUAACGUCGUUUCUGCUCGUGGCGAUCAAGUGCGUUACAAAAGGUAUCAUAAAGUGGUAGAACCAUAUUACAAACUUACAUACUCGUCAACAGCCCAAACGUCAGCAUUAGUCGUUCGACUUGUUACCUGCACUCAAACCGGACAGGGCCUGGAGUCCUAUUAAUAAAUAUCCAGCUGGUAUUACCACCAUGGCAAGGUGAGCCAAUAUUUACAU